GUUGGAAAUUCAUGUUGUGUGUUGGUGUUUUUGCGAGAAAGCCGAAGAAGGCAAAAAAUGAUGUCGGUACGGUCUUGAAGUGUUGAAGGAGGGAGGAAAGGAUAGCAGCAGAAUUUUAUCCCAGUGCUGAUGGGAAGGGGGAUGAAAGAAGAAAGAUGUGCAGUAGGAUGCGUCUGCUGCGUUGUUUAUUGCUUGCGAUUAUUACCCUCCUGGAAAUGAAGUAAUAUGGGAGCAUGAAAGAGAAGCAUUCUCGAGGGUAGUUAGGUGAAGAAUAUAAUGAAGCUAGUGAAAACAAGUGAAGGAAAGAUAAUAAAGAGGGUGUAAAGAAUGAGCAAAAUGGCAAACGUGUAUUCAGUGUUGAGUUCCAUUGUCUUGGUAUUGGGUUAUGCAAAUGUCGGAUUAAGCAUACAACAGCCGCCGCAGGAUGCAUACGGUACACACGAGAUGUCUGGCCUUAGCCCGGACGAGUUCCAGCACCACAAUCGCUGCGAACCGAUUACAAUUCCCUUCUGUACGGAUAUCCAGUACAACAAAACCAUCAUGCCAAAUCUGCUGGGGCACGCCAAGCAAGAUGAGGCGGCACUCGAAGUUCACCAGUUCAUACCGCUGGUCAAAAUCGACUGCAGUCCGGACUUGAAGUUCUUCCUUUGUUCCCUGUACGCUCCGGUGUGUACGAUCCUAAACUAUCCGAUACCACCAUGUCGAAGCCUAUGCGAGAGUGCACGUGUCUGUGAAAGCAUCAUGCGGACUUUCGAUUUCCAGUGGCCAGAAAAUUUGGAGUGCACGAAGUUCCCAGUCGACGGGAAGGAGCUGUGUGUAUCACAGAACAAUUCCUCCGAGAGUACGCCGAUUCCACCGAGUGCUAUACAUACUACCAAGCCGCAGGUCCCGCGGAGGAACACCCCUCCCAACGUGCCCCACCGAGAUCUGGGCUUUAUCUGUCCUGUUCAGCUGAAAGCACCGACGAUAAUGGGCUAUCAACUGACGGUCGGUGGAAAGGUCACGAAAGACUGCGGUGCACCGUGCAACUCGAUGUUCUUCUCCGAGAGCGAGCGAACCGUGCUCAAGUACUGGGUUGGCUCGUGGGCUGCCGUCUGCGUGGCAAGCUGCCUGUUCACGGUGCUCACGUUUCUGAUCGAUUCUUCGCGCUUUCGAUAUCCGGAGCGGCCGAUCGUGUUCCUAGCGAUCUGCUAUCUGAUCGUCGGCUGUGCAUACGUGGCUGGACUUGGGGCUGGCGAUUCGGUAGCGUGCCGGGAGCCGUUCCAACCGCACAUCAAAUUGGGCCGGAUGCAGAUGCUGGCGACCAUCACACAGGGCCACCGCCAGUCAACGUCCUGCACGGUGCUCUUCAUGGCCCUCUACUUCUGCAGCAUGGCCGCAUUCGCCUGGUGGGCCUGUCUGGCACUGGCCUGGUUCCUCGCCGCCGGCCUCAAGUGGGGUCACGAAGCGAUCGAGAACCGGUCCCAUCUGUUCCAUUUGGUGGCGUGGGCCAUCCCGGCCGUGCAGACCAUUUUCGUGCUCGCACUCGGCAAGGUGGAAGGUGACGUCCUGUCCGGGGUGUGCUUCGUCGGCCAGCUGGACACUCACUCGUUGGCCAUGUUCCUGCUGAUUCCGCUGUGUGUGUACCUUUCGCUGGGAGCGAUAUUCCUGCUGGCCGGGUUCGUGUCGCUGUUUCGCAUUCGGACCGUGAUGAAGCACGACGGAACUCGAACGGAUAAGCUGGAACGAUUGAUGCUGCGAAUUGGGUUCUUCAGUGGGCUGUUUAUACUGCCGGCGUUGGGCUUUUUGGGCUGCUUGUUCUACGAGUACUACAACUUUGACGAUUGGAUGAUCCAGUGGAACCGGCAGAUGUGCAAGAUCUUCUCGAUUCCUUGUCCGGCGACCAAGUACAACAGCGAUAUGGUUCCGGAAGAGGAGAAGCCAAUCUUCCACAUCUUCAUGGCAAAGUACGUGUGCUCGAUGCUGGUCGGGGUGACUUCGAGCGUGUGGCUUUGGUCCGGUAAGACCGUGGUCAGUUGGAGACAGUUUGCCGAGCGAUUGCAAGGCAAGGACGCUCGAAGCCGGGGAGCUUAUGUUUAGUAGAGAACGGAACGAGCGAAAGGUCAUCCAUGAAGAAAAACGCUUCUACCGAGUCCCUCCACUGAACCAGAACAAGAUUUCUACUAGUAUACCACAACCACACCUGUUUUUCGCGAACUGUUUUAGAGUUUAUGCUUGCUUCAUGGAUGACCACCGAAACCAAAUAGAGGAAAAUUAUCAAUUUACGCACGUAGCAUGAACCCAGGCUUUAAGCAUCACGUGUAGGAAAAAAAAGCGUAUAAUCAAAACAAAAACAAAAAUGGUAGUCACGUACCCAUCAUCGGGAAUCUCAAUCUGUUGAAAAAGUGAAGAACAAUUUCAUAGUUUUGUUCAAAUUUCCACAUUUGAAUGAACGUUGCCAAAUAUGUAGAGAAUUCAACAAUUUUCUGUUGAACCCAUAUUUUCUAGUUUACAAAUGUAACCACUUAGUUCGAUAAGUUCAAGUCCUUAGUCAGCAAGCUACUUAAGUGAUUAACUAUUGUUGUUUCAACUUGUAAAAUUCAGUUUAACAUUAACUUUAGAUAUUAGGAUCAUUUCGUUUAGUAGAUAAGAUGAUCGAUCUGUGUCAUAUAAAUAGACUGUGCGAAUCAAAAAGAAUAAGAACCGUCAUCAUUUCCAUGUUGAUACUGAUUGUAGAAAAGAAGAAAAAGCAAACCAUGUCUGUAAUUAUAUAACUAUCGUAGGCUACUUCGUACAAUAGUAGUUGGUUAGAAUUCGAUUUUAGAUUGGACGGAUUAUAAAAUUGCGAAAUUAUACAUCGUUGGUAUUAGCCGUGAAGGAAUUAUCCACUGGAGAAAAGCUCCAAGACUUUAAUAAAGAAUGCUGAAUAAAUCAUAAACAAA
Messenger RNA from Ochlerotatus camptorhynchus, 2921 nucleotides. Its product is annotated as frizzled-like. Gene Ontology annotation, biological process: non-canonical Wnt signaling pathway; canonical Wnt signaling pathway. The transcript has 6 exons. Bases 328 to 2079 code for a protein of 583 amino acids. The record is from RefSeq and is a predicted model, not a curated record. Gene Ontology annotation, molecular function: Wnt receptor activity; Wnt-protein binding. Gene Ontology annotation, cellular component: plasma membrane. Lineage: Eukaryota; Metazoa; Arthropoda; Insecta; Diptera; Culicidae.